UGCCGAGCGGGGAAGCGCGCCCGUUUUCCGUGUCGGCGUCAGUGCUGGAGUGACGGGGCUGGGGUGCACAGGGGUGCACGGUGGCGUCCGUGAGUCGAGUCGACCGACUGCCAUACUACACCGGAGUGUGUGCAGUGCUAGAGACCGGGGAUACGCCCAAGUGCGCUUUCUGAAAGCCAGAAACGCCCAUCGGACCGACCCUGCAACAGUGACCCGACAGACGCCGUCAGCGAGUGGAAGACGGGUCGUGACACUCUGACAUUUAAAACACCUAGCCCGACUGACCAGAACUAGGAGCCAGUCUGUCCAGAGUUCAGUCAACCAACUAAACGAGGUGUUUAGACAGGUACGGUCACCGGCUUCUCCAGGCGCAAUAAACCCUUCUGACGGACCAGGGCGGUCAAGACGAGGCAGUCCAACCAGUCAGCUCGCCCGGACAAGUCGUGACGUCACCAAGUCGUGACGUGACGUACCGCGCCGUGACGGUGUGAACUCUGAGGUCAUCCAGUCAACAGCAGCGCACGACGUCGCCCCCGUGCUCGACCUUGGAGGCAGUCGGACGGGGUCGGUCAGCCCCAUCCCCCUCACCGCUGGCGUCGUGCCGUCGUGACGCGCCGGACACGUGAUACUGCUCGUGUAAACCACACGGGGGCACGUGACCGAGCAGCGCGCCGCAGCGGGCAAGGCGACAUUGCUGACCAGUGGCUCCGGAGCCGGCCGGCGCCGUGCUGCAAGACGUACCCGGCCGUACUCCAAGGCGUACCCGGCCGUGCUCCAAGGCGUACCCGCCGUGAACGGCGUACCGGCACGGCCGUACUCGUUACGUCAGCGUUAUUGUGUGGUUGGCCGGCGAGGCAGACGCUAUCAGUACGCCGGCGAUAGCCACGCGAUAGCGGCGCCCCACCGCGACGAAACUGGCGCGGCGCCCACCAAGCCGGGCGUGCCAGUUAGUGUAACCGUGAGAACAUCCCGUGAAAAACAGAGUGACCACGUGUGGAAACUAGGCGUGUCCAGUGGUGAGCGACUAGCGGAAGUAUUUCAGUGGGAGCACGUCGACCGCUCGGUCGUUUGGACGCCCGUCAGUCAUGUCGUGUUGCUGUGGGGGCGAGCCGGCGGCGCGGCGACCGGUGCGGCGAGGUCGGGGUUGCACCGACCUGCCCUGCCUGCUGGUGUUUCUAGUGCUCUGGUGCGCGCUCGUGUUUGUGGCUGCGCUAGGGUUCGCCUACGGCCGGCCGGCGCUGCUGGCUGGAAGCUAUGACAGUUUUGGAAAUGUGUGCGGGGCAGAGAACGAAGCUCUAGUGGAUGUACCGCUGUCAGGCCGAGAUAUGCGUGAACUGCCGCUGCUCUUCAUCCAGGACGCAGCUAGACCGGAGGAAGGACUAGCUCUCUGUGUCAGUGAGUGUCCCGCCGAACAGCUCGACACGAUGGCCGAUAUAAACGAGUUUGCCGCCGAGACCGGCAGCCAGCUGUGCCGCUACGACUUCGACAAGGCCGCCUACAACUUCAGCGGCCUGGAGGAGGUGGCCGGCGGCCCGGUGUUCCCCGGCUGCCCGCCGCUACCCGUGCCGGCCACUGUAGCCGUCCAGCGCCGCUGUGUGCCGGCUCCAGGCUCCGACAUACCCGUGGAGAGCGUCUACGAUCAGUUCGCGGCGCUCAACACCGUCGGCGGCAUGGCCAGGCAGGUGGCCGCCGACGUGUACGCAGCCUGGCAGCAGAUUGCCUGGCUGACGGGGGCGGCAGUGCUGCUGUCUCUCCUGAUGGUCAGCCUGCUACACUGGGUGACGCGAGCCGCGGGUCUGUUGCUGACACUCACAGCGGCUGCCGCCCUGCUCACUGGCACGGGUCUCCUCUGGUGGACGUACGCCUCACUCAAACUCGACCUGGACCACACACCGCCGGAGAGAAUCCUGCUCGCGGCCGCGCUCAACGAGACAGCGCUGCUGGUGGGAGCCAUAGCUGCCAGCAUAGCCACGCCGCUGCUGCUGCUGGCAAUCGGCUGUGUCUGGCGCCAGCUGCGGCUGGUAGCGGGUCUGUUCUCCGAGACAGCUGCAGCACUGCGAGCCAUGCCGAGUCUGCUCUUCCUGCCGCUCCUCGCCGCAGCCACCGAGGCUGCUCUCCUCGGCUUCUCAGCGUUGAUUCUGAUCGAGCUGGGCUCAGCGAGCAGCGAGCAGCCUCCGUACCCCGCCGCCGGCGAGCCGGAGCGACUGCUGCUGCUCUCUCCAGAGCGCUGGGUCCAGUACGUGUGGUGGAUGGUGCCGCUGUUGGCCAUCUGGACGGCAGAGUUCAUCCUGGCCUGCCAGUGGCUGGUGUCAGCCGGAGCCGUGUGCCGCUGGUACUUCUCUCGGAGCGGAGCGAGGCCCACCUGCCCCGUGGCUGCCUCACUGGGAACCCUCAUCUGCCACCAUCUGGGCACGGCCGCCCUCGGCUCAUUCCUCGUCUCUCUACUGCGGCUGCCGCGCGUCGCACUCGCCUGGUUCUGUCACCGCAACUCACCCGACGCUGACGACUCCGGCUGCUGCUGCUGCUGCUCGUGCUGCCGCUGCUUCAGUGACGCCUCGUGCGCAGGGGCCUGCGCCUGCUGUCUGGGCUGCUGGGAGAGCUGCCUGCGCUGUGUCACACGUAAUGCCUACGCCGUCACCGCUGUAGACGGUAGAAGCUUCUGCAGCGCUGCUAGCGAGGCUCUGGCGACGAUCGCUAGGCACGGCGGCGCGGCGGCGGCGGUGGCAGCCGCCGGUGACCUGGCGCUCUUCUGCGGCCGGCUGGUGGUGACGGCAGUCGUGGCCGGGGCCGCAGUCAUCUGGCUACGAACGGACCCGCAGCUGCAGCUGUACGCGGCCCCAUGCGUGGUGGCCGCGCUGGCUGCCUACGUGGCUGCCGACUGCGUGUUCGGAGCGUUUGAGUCCGCACUGGACACGCUGUUUCUCUGCUACUGCCAGGACCUGGAGGGCGGCAACGUCAGCUCCGACGAAGAAGGACCCGACGGCGGCAUGUUCGCGCCGCGAUCUCUGGCUCGCCUGAUGGAGAGUCUCGGAACAGGACCGCCCGAGGGGACAGACGUCAAACCUCCACCGCCGUACCUCCUGCCCGACCCGGUCCUGCGCCGGUCGUCAGAAAACGGUGGACGGCCCGCCGAGAUGAUCCGCCUUCUCGCCGAGCCAGAGGUUCGGAUGCGUCAGCCGGCGCGUCUUCUACCCCAGGCGGACGUCACGCUGUCGCAGCCGGACGUGCGACUGGCACAGCACGGCUUCCGCGAGACUCAGCCGCUCGUGCGCCGGACGCUGUCCGAGCGAGAGGUGCGCCGACCGCGAGACAUCGAGUUCCGUCGGCCGCGCUCUCAUCACGACGGACACCGACCUCCGCCCAUAGAGACGGCCAUGUAGACCGACCCAAGACGGUUAAAAGCUUGAAGAACUUCAUAAAACUCGCAUGGAGCUUCGGCCAGCCGCCAGGCUCUGCUAGGAGCCAUCCACACCGCGGCCGCGGCCGGUCAUACCAGCUCAGACUCUUCUCAGAAUAUCGCCAAGAUCUCACACGACGCUGGCUGAAUAUCACUUAUACAAGACGGGCAGCAGAACGGUCCUGGUUCUAAAUCGGCGGACGCACUGUCCUGGCCAAAUACAGACAGGACGCUCGGUAACCAAAUCAAUGGAACGCACCGAGUUAGGUGUUGAAUAAUGGAAGAGACCGGCAUGACAGCGCCGAGAAUAGUUUGCAAUGGCGUUUGCACAACUCGAUAAAAGACGAACGUCCAGCGUGCGUCACCAAGGGCACGUGGGUCGGACAGACCCGCAGGCCUGCCGCGGGGUCAGGACUGUGAUGGUGAUACAGAAACUGCCAGAACGGGUGAGCAAAAGACGGUAUCGACAGACAGGAAAACUCAGUGCCGGUAGCAAAAACGUUAAAAAACAGAGACCCGAAAGAACCAGCCAGUGAUACCAGUGCAGUGUCCAAGUUGGCGUAUCAGUGGAUUAGACGAGUGUUCGAGCUGGGCACUAGUAGAUCCAUUUACCACGUGGCGCCAUAAAUUAGGUGAAUACAAGUCAGUGCGACUCCUCAAACUAGUGUCAUCAAGGACUCAAGAACCCGACCGACCGGGCUGAGCGGCCGGCCGGUCCGCCUCAGAGGUCAGGGCUGUGCCGCCGCAGUGAUGACGUACCGAUCGCUGCCCUGGCCACCAGUCGGUUGCACAACUCGUACGUGCCAUGCGGUGCCGGUUCCAACACAGCGCCCCUCCCUCUGCGGUGCCGGUUCGAACACAGCGGCCCCUCCCUCCCCCCACUCAGUGGGAGGAGGGAGAGGGGGAUGUGGGGAGGAGCGUAGCGAACGGUCUGAUGUACGUUUAAACGUCAUUCAGGUCGUUCAGGCGUGAGCAGACGCGAUAGAGCCUGGUAAUGGACUGAGUAGGUGACAGCUAAGCUCCAUGUGAGAGGGGGAGCAUUUCACCUAGAGAGAGCAUUUCACCUAGUGUGCGGCUAGAAUGGGGGAGGGGGGGUGUCGAUCGAUGGCUGUCCCAUGCGAUUUGAGAGCGGUGAACCGCUAAUGACGCUGCGUAUGUAUGUGAGGUGGUUAGUGUUAUAUUGUGUUAGCGAAUUUUGGUAAUGUUCAUUGUUGGCAGUCCCUCACAAGAAAUACAACGUUACAAUGUGA
Amphibalanus amphitrite is the source of this 4647-nucleotide messenger RNA. Its product is annotated as choline transporter-like 1. The record is from RefSeq and is a predicted model, not a curated record. Gene Ontology annotation, cellular component: membrane. Gene Ontology annotation, biological process: transmembrane transport. Gene Ontology annotation, molecular function: transmembrane transporter activity. The coding region runs from base 1086 to 3380 and encodes 764 amino acids. NCBI's taxonomy places the organism in Eukaryota, Metazoa, Arthropoda, Thecostraca, Balanomorpha, Balanidae. The transcript has a single exon.